AUGCUGCAGGACUCACUCUCAGAUCCCGAGAUUCGCACACUUGCACAGAUCAGCACCGAGAACGAACACGAGAUGAGGCUCUUGACUAGCAUGGAGCUGUUCUUCAACUUGGAUGACCCCCAGCAAGGAUCCUGGGUACAAUGCAAGGCGGACGGGACCACACCAAUGAAUGCCCUUCUGGCCACAACCCGAGCUCGCACAACAACACCAACCCUCCGCACAGCCAUCCGCGCCCUCGCAACAGCAGCACCCGUCAAUCCCAUCAUCCCCCCAGCCCGGACAACAUUCGGAAACCUCAGCGACGAAGACCGCAUUUUCACCAACAUCUAUGGCUUCCACGACUACAAGCUCAAGGGUGCGCUUAAGAGAGGAGACUGGUACAAGACCAAGGAGAUCUUGUUGAAGGGUCAUGAUUGGAUUCUUGACGAGAUGAAGGCGUCUGGUUUGCGCGGUCGUGGUGGUGCGGGGUUUCCUUCGGGUUUGAAGUGGAGUUUUAUGAACAAGCCUCAUGAUGGCCGCCCCCGCUAUUUGGUUGUGAAUGCAGAUGAAGGUGAGCCUGGUACCUGCAAGGAUCGCGAAAUUAUGCGCGGAGACCCCCACAAGUUAGUCGAAGGAUGCCUGGUCGCCGGUCGCGCCAUGAACGCCAAUACCGCCUACAUUUACAUUCGUGGAGAGUUCUACAACGAGGCUUCCAACCUUCAGGUUGCCAUUGAUGAGGCAUACAAGGCUGGAUUAAUUGGCAAGAACGCCUGCGGUUCCGGAUACGAUUUUGAUGUCUACAUUCACCGCGGUGCCGGUGCCUAUAUCUGUGGCGAAGAGACUGCCUUGAUUGAGUCGAUUGAGGGCAAGGCCGGAAAGCCUCGUCUGAAGCCCCCAUUCCCCGCAGAUGUAGGUCUCUUUGGAUGCCCCACGACAGUCGCCAACGUCGAGACUGUUGCUGUCGCGCCCACUAUCCUGAGACGCGGUGGCGCGUGGUUCGCUGGAUUCGGUCGUCCCCGUAACGCUGGAACAAAGUUAUUCUGUAUCUCCGGACAUGUCAACAACCCCUGCACGGUCGAGGAGGAGAUGUCGAUCCCCUUGAAGGAGCUGAUUGAGAAGCACUGUGGAGGUGUCAAGGGAGGCUGGGAUAACCUUUUGGGAAUCAUCCCUGGAGGAUCAUCAGUCCCUGUCUUGCCCCGCCAGAUCUGUGAUGAUGUUUUGAUGGACUUUGAUGCCCUUCGUGAUGUUCAGUCUGGUUUGGGAACAGCCGCUGUGAUUGUCAUGGACAAGUCGACCGAUAUUGUUGCCGCCAUUUCUCGUCUUGCGGCCUUUUACAGACAUGAGUCCUGUGGACAGUGCACACCCUGUCGUGAGGGUACCACCUGGAUGGCUAACAUGAUGACUCGUUUUGAGAACGGCCAGGCUCGUCCUCGCGAGAUUGAUAUGAUUGACGAGCUCUCCCGUGAGAUUGAAGGACAUACCAUCUGUGCCCUCGGAGAUGCCGCUGCAUGGCCCAUCCAGGGUUUGAUCCGCCACUUCCGCCCCGAGUUGGAGGCGCGCAUGGCUCAGUUCAGGGAAGAGGCUCAGGCCAAGGCUUAA
Molecule: messenger RNA, 1578 nt
Organism: Linnemannia hyalina
Lineage: Eukaryota; Fungi; Mortierellomycota; Mortierellomycetes; Mortierellales; Mortierellaceae
Source: the annotation of a GenBank genome assembly